Molecule: messenger RNA, 1591 nt
Organism: Salvia splendens (bonfire salvia)
Lineage: Eukaryota; Viridiplantae; Streptophyta; Magnoliopsida; Lamiales; Lamiaceae
Product: UDP-glucuronate 4-epimerase 4
Exons: 1
Coding region: 89-1363 (424 amino acids)
Source: RefSeq, a predicted model, not a curated record
GAGUGUUGGUAUAAAAAUGCAAAAGCCACCGAGAUGGCGAAAUCCCCUUUGAGUCCCAACAUCAGACACGCAAUCGCUGGUAUUUCCGAUGAGUCAACUGAAGCCCAUACUCUCACACUUAGACCCGAUCAUCCCCUCCUCCACCGGAAAAUUCAAAUCGGCGCCGUAUGCCUUCCACCGCGUCCGCUUCCACCCGAGGCUCACCCUCUGGUCAUUCCUCCUCCUCUUCUUCGUCCUCCUCCUCUUCUUCUGCUCUCCCCCAGCCGCCUCCCCCGCCGGAAAGCGCCGCAGCCUCCACACCCUGAGCCCUAAUUGGGAAAUCAAGGCCCGAAAUUCGGCCAAGGGCGGCGGUCUCACCGUCCUCGUCACCGGCGCCGCUGGCUUCGUCGGCACCCACGUGGCGAUGGCCCUGAAGAAGCGCGGCGACGGAGUGGUCGGCCUCGACAAUUUCAACAGCUACUACGAAACCGGGCUGAAGAAAGCCCGAAAAAGCCUCCUGGAACGGCAGGGCGUGUUCAUCAUCGAGGGCGACAUAAACGACGGCUCUCUGCUGGCGAAAUUGUUCGAGAUCGUCCAUUUCAGUCACGUGAUGCAUCUGGCCGCACAGGCCGGAGUCCGCUACGCAAUGCAGAAUCCGAAUUCAUACAUCCACAGCAACAUCAAGGGCUUCGUCAGCUUGCUCGAAGCCUGCAAGAACGCAAACCCUCAGCCCAGCAUCGUCUGGGCUUCCUCCAGCUCCGUCUACGGCCUCAAUUCCAAGGUCCCCUUCUCGGAGAAGGACAGGACCGAUCAGCCUGCCAGCUUGUACGCCGCCACCAAGAAGGCCGGCGAAGAGAUCGCUCACACAUACAACCACAUAUACGGCCUAUCCAUUACCGGGCUGCGCUUCUUCACCGUCUACGGGCCUUGGGGGAGGCCCGACAUGGCCUACUACUUCUUCACCAAGGACAUACUAAGAGGGAAAGAGAUCAAGAUUUUCCAAGGGGCCGCCAGGGAUUUCACCUACAUUGAUGAUGUGGUGAAGGGUUGUUUGGCAGCAUUAGACACGGCCAAGAAGAGCACCGGCAGCAGCAGCGGGGGGGCCAAGAGGGGGGCAGCCCAGCUGAGGAUAUACAAUUUGGGGAACACCAGCCCCGUACCUGUGGGGAAGCUGGUCAGCAUAUUGGAGAAGUUGCUCGAGGUGAAGGCCAGGAAGAAGGUGCUGCAGAUGCCCAGGAACGGCGACGUUUUGUUUACUCAUGCCAAUGUAAGUUUGGCCAGGAAGGAGAUUGGUUAUAACCCCACUGUUGAUCUUGAAACUGGGCUGGCUAGGUUUGUCAAGUGGUAUGUUAGUUACUAUGCGUCCAAGAAGAAGACUGUCUGAUGAUUUCCAAUCUCAUUUUGCUAUCUAGUACUAGUAGUACUACCUCUGUCUUGGACUCAAUAAUUAUUGCUUUUUUUACUACCUACUAAUAGGUAUUGUACAUUAGUUUCGCAGGGAGAAGUUAUUUAGAAAAAGUGUUUCAUGAUGCUGAUGAUAGAUGAUCUCUCCCUCUCAGCUCUUAAACAAUGCCUCUCAUGAUUCGUUUGUGUUUUCAACUUUUCAUGAUUA